AUGACUGCCGCCCAGAUUCUAACGGCUGUCAAUGAGAGAAGAAGACAGGCCCACAUGGAAAAGGUGCCGCUGACGAAGAAUCUUAUAGGACUCCUUUUUGUGUCGCACGCGGAAUUGAGUUUCGACCAGAGGAUGUCACUUACCAGCAUUAUGGCACAUCGUGGAAUAGAUCUGGUUGGUUUGGACGCCGGCACUCUGAGAGACAUUUUUAUCGAGAUGUUUUGCAAUCCAAGAACAGCCGUGGAUAAUCUGCUCCUAAACAAUACCGGCCAUGGUGGCCGAAGGAGCUUCAUUGUGAUGGAUGAAGGAGAACUUGAUGGCUCCUUCGGUUCUUGGGCCGAAGAUGAAGACGAUGGGGCAGAAGGCUUUCUGGAUGCUCAUGAAGAUAUUUUCUAUAUCUAUGACGAACAAAACGAUUCAUGGUUCCAGCGUCGUUUCCAAGGCCGGAGAUCAAGGAAAGGCAAGGGAAAAGGACGUGGAGGAAAGAGCCGCGGCCGAGGCCGCGGCGGUCGGAGAUUCUUUAAGUCUCGCCGCAAGAAGAAGGGCCAUUACCAGGAAGACCACAGCCAGUCUGAUGAUCGGCCGUGGCAGACUGAAGAGGCCUGGCGGUGGCAAGAUGGCUGGUCCAACCAGCCUGAUGCAGCAGAGUCAUGGCAAUCAUGGGAUCAGGAAUCAGCACAUGAACACGCAGACAGUUACAAGUCUAAAGGUAAAGGCAAGAAAGGCAAGAAAGGUAAGAAGGGUAAAGAUGGUAAAGACAAGAAAG
Molecule: messenger RNA, 766 nt
Organism: Symbiodinium pilosum
Lineage: Eukaryota; Dinophyceae; Suessiales; Symbiodiniaceae
Source: the annotation of a GenBank genome assembly